AUGAGUGCUGCCAAAGUCCAUGUCUCGAAUGUCUCUAGCAUAGUCAGAGGGACUAUGGGCGGUUUUAGCAUGCCUAACGCGGCUGCUCUGGAGGCGCUACAGAGUACGGAACAACGGCAGGUUCUUGACACGGUCUCUGAGUUACUUGUUUGUGGCGAUCAAUCAGCAGGGAAAAGCUCAGUUCUGGAAGCAUUGACGGAGAUACCGUUCCCCCGGAAAGACAACCUUUGCACAAGGUUUCCCACUGAAAUCAUCCUUCGCCGUGGAACGACAGAGUCUCUGAAGAUCAGUAUCAUACCUGACCGCCGACGCUCGGCAGAGGAGCGAGCCGCUAUGGACAACUUUUCUGAGACUAUCCUUGAUCUGCAAAACUUGCCAGAGAUCAUGUCCAAAGCAAUGAGCACGAUGGGACUGGAGGAAAGUCAAGAUCUCAAUGGGGCUCGACGGGCAUUCGCCAUGGACGUUCUUGUUCUGGAAAUAGAGGGGCCAGCCAGGCCGCAGCUCACGGUGGUGGAUCUUCCUGGUAUCAUCCAGGCAGAGACUAGAGAUGCAACCCAGGCGGACGUUCAGCUGAGUGUGGAAAUUACAAAAUCCUACAUUUCGUCGCCUCGGACAAUAUGCCUGGCUGUAAUCUCUGCAGCGAACGACUACGCCAAUCAGCCGAUUCUGAAUCUGGUUCGUCAAUAUGACCCAAAGGGCGAGCGCACCUUGGGGAUUAUCACCAAGCCCGAUCGGCUUCCUCCAGGCUCGGAGACCGAGCUAAGCUUUUUGAACUUGGCAAAUAAUAGGGAUAUUAUGUUUGACCUUGGUUGGCAUGUGCUCAAGAACAGAAGCUUUGAGGAGAUGGCUUGUUCUAUUCUCGAGCGGAAUGCGUCUGAGGAACAGUAUUUCCGCGAGUCCAUCUUUUCGCAGCUGGGAUCUGAUCGGGUGGGCAUCCUCGCUCUGGCGGUUCGUCUAAGCAGACUUGCGUUUGAUCAUUGCCGCCAAGAGCUGCCUAGGUUACAAACAGACUUGGAGGGCGCAUUGUCGCGAGCAAAAAGCGAGAUGGCCGUAUUAGGAAGUGCGCGAACUACUGCUGGGGAAUGCCGAAAUUUUCUGACGCAACUCAGUCUCAAUUUUCACGAAAUCUGCAAGGCGGCAAUAAGCGGCUAUUACGAAGGGGAAUAUUUUAAAUGUGAUGAACAACAAUCUAUUCCAACCAACAGCCCGGAAUCUACCAGGCGCUUGAGAGCAAUCGUCCAAUCGAGAAAUAUGGCUUUCUCCAAUGAGAUUCGCACCAAUGGCCACAAAUUUCACAUUGUCAGCUCAGGGGUAAAUGAUAGUCGAUUUGACCGGAUCGAGCACCAAACUGCCCACGAAAAUGAGCAAUACGUUGGCGAAACAUCAAGCGAAACACCAAGACCGGCUGAGAAACUUGGAGCAUUCGGCCACAUCCAGCCUCCUACGAGAGUUAGUCACGAUGAAGCUAUACGAUGGGUAAACGACGCUGUUGCUAAAGCGCGAGGAAAGGAGCUUCCGGGGAAUUUCAACCCUCUCGUGAUUGCUGAACUGUUCUGGGAGCAAUCGUCUAAGUGGCAUCUCUUUGCAUUUGCACAUAUCGUGCAAAUUACAGGACUUUGUUGCUCCUUUCUCGAGUGUCUGUUGAGCAUCCAAUGCCCCCGCGACAUUCACAUUCGCUUGUGGCCAACGAUUCACGACCAGAUGACUACCAGGCGCACACUUGCGAUAGAAGAGAUGGAGAAAAUCCUAGAGGAGAUGAGCUCUUACCCAAUUAACUACAACCACUAUUAUACCGACACGAUCAAAAAACGCCAGAUUGAGAGACGGAAGGUCGAGUUGGAAAGUUGUUUGGAGGAUGCAACGCAUCAUAUGAACGUUCCAGGGUGUAGUUCGGACCACACGUACCCAAGCGUGAAUGUGAACCUAGCGAUGAAGAUCUACUCCGAAAAAAUGGAUCCAGAUAUGGACAAACACAGCGCAGAGCUGGUGCUCGACUGCCUUCAGGCAAUUUAUAAGGUCUGUGAGAAGGUUUUUGUUGCAAACAUUGCGGUUCAAGUGAUUGAGCGUCACAUUAUUCGAGGACUUGAGCACAUAUUCUCGCCUGUCAAGGUAUCUCAGCUAUUGGAUACCGAGGCUCUCGCUCUUGCUGCGGAGCCUGAUUCCACCAAGACAGAGCGAGAAGCCCUUGCUGAGAAAGUGCGCAUGUUUACCAAUGGGAAAAUGAUACUCAACGAGCUCAUGUCCGUUCUUUAA
Molecule: messenger RNA, 2253 nt
Organism: Penicillium diatomitis
Lineage: Eukaryota; Fungi; Ascomycota; Eurotiomycetes; Eurotiales; Aspergillaceae
Product: dynamin family protein
Exons: 4
Coding region: 1-2253 (750 amino acids)
Cellular component (GO): microtubule; membrane; cytoplasm
Molecular function (GO): GTP binding; GTPase activity; microtubule binding
Source: RefSeq, a predicted model, not a curated record